AUGGAGGUACUACCUACCAGAUUCCAAAAGGUGCCCCAAGUAAAGGCAGGACUUCAGGCCAAUAACUUGUAUGCCGAACCUUACAAGUUAACAACGAAAUAUUUGGCACGCGUCAUGCAGUUAGAUGCUGCCAUGAGAAAGCUAGUUGCGGACAAUCAACUAGGAACUGUUACCCAGGUUCAAAGUACCAAGGAACAGGACAAAAAUAAUUCUGUACGUGAUGACUUGGGAUGGGAUUGUAACGAACUUCACAAACGCUAUGCGAAGGAGACUAGUAUAUCAGACCACUUCGAGGCAUACAUCCGAUCGAUGGUUCUCAAGAAGACGCUUGAAAGCAUCUUCUUUGACAAUCGAUAUAGAUUCCACGAGGACGAAGCGAAAUCGAUGAGUACAACAAAUCUGAGCGCGAAACAAAUACAGCCAGAGUGCCGGAAUGCAAUCCAGCACCAGAAUUAA
Thelazia callipaeda (thelaziosis nematode) is the source of this 456-nucleotide messenger RNA. NCBI's taxonomy places the organism in Eukaryota, Metazoa, Nematoda, Chromadorea, Rhabditida, Thelaziidae. The record is from the annotation of a GenBank genome assembly.